AUGGCGGACCUGGCGUUGAGCACCGUGCACGCGCUGCUGGGCGUCAUCCGCAAGGAGGCGGAGCUCCUGGGCGGCGUCCGCGGCGACGUGCAGUUCAUCAGGGACGAGAUGGAGAGCAUCAACGGCCUCCUCCGCCACCUCGCCGGCACCAAGGAGCGUGCCAGCGACCACCAGGUCCGAGCCUGGAUCAAGCAGGUCAUGGAGCUUGCCUACGACUCCAACAACUGCGUCGAGAGGUACGCGCGGACGCGCUCCGGCCGCCGCCGCCGCAGGGGAUUCCUCGGCAGCCUCCGCCGCGCCGCCCGCCUGCCGUGGGCGAUGUGGGUUCGCCGCCGUGUCGCCACCCGGAUCCGGCAGCUCAAGGUCCGUGCGCGCGAGGUCGGCGAGCGGCAGCAGCGGUACGGCGUCGCCGUCCCGGCCAAGAAGGACGGCGCAGCAGCAGCAGAGGACGACGGUGACAACAAGCGGCCGCUGGAGUACUCGAGCAUGCCCCGCAAGGUGGCCGGAGGCGGCGAUGCUUCCCGGCGACGAGCCGCGGCGAUCGUCUCCGAGUGCGGGACCGAUCACAUGCUGAAGGAGUGCACCGACGAGCUGAUCAACUGGGUCGACAUGGGAGUGGCACCGGACGGCCGCUCCGGCGUGGAGCUGAAGCGGCCGAAGCUCAGCGUCGCGGUCAUCGUCGCGCCUGACGCGGCGGACGGAGCAAUUGUCGUGGACAAGGUGUACAGGCAUUACAAGCCGAUGCUGCAGCCACCUUCCUCCGGCUCCGGCACGCCGGUGACGGCGGCGGCGACGUCGCCGUUCAAGUGCAGGCUCAGCGUCACCCUCCGGCGGCCGACGAAUCUGAUGGAGGUUCUGAUGGACAUGCUCCGGCAGCUCCAAUCCGAAGGCUGCGUCGAGUCCAUGGGCGAUGACGUGCAAACAUGGGAUCUAGACACGCUCAAGGAGAAGAUCAAGAAUUCACUGAGGGGGAAAAGGUUGCUGCUCUUCCUCACCAAUGCGGACUACCUCGACAUAUGGUUCCCGAUCGAAGAGGUGCUCGCCUCCACUGACUGCGACCAUGGAAGCGCCGUGGUGUUGUCCUCCAAGGACAGGGAGGUGGCCAACAAAUUGAUGCCCCCUCUGAUGAACACUAGUACCAUCUCUGACAACAUGAACAACGGAAGUGCGAGCGCGGCAGCGGCGGCGGCGGUGGAGGUGGAGGUGGAGGAGGACAAAGAUUUGGAAAGCAACAAUUCCAAGUCCAAGUCCAAGUCGAAGCUCCCUCUGAUGAAAACUGUGUCCUACUCCCAUGUCGAUUUCCACUACAAGAAAGCUAACCAACUGAUGCUGCAGCUAACUAGCAGCUACAACACCAGCGAUGCCGUGAAACAAGUACUCACCAGGUGCGACACGGAUGACUUCUGCGCCAAGGUCUUCCUCCAUGCCCUGCACAACAACCCAAACCGGACGGCGGAUGAGCUCAAGAUCUUGACGGAAAACCUCGCACCGGACCGAUGCUCCAACGACCCCUUGGAGAAAAGGGUCCGGUUGGCUGCCUUCUGCUACUAUGGCCUGCCUGACCGCUAUAAGAAUUGCUUGUGGUACGCGGCUGCCUUCAUUCGAGGGAGCUACGACAUACGUAGGGCAAGCUUGACAAGGCGAUGGAUCGCCGAGGGCUUGAUCAUCAGAUCAGGCCAGCCGACCGAGCAAGAGGAGGCUGAGCGCUGUGUCGACACUCUCCUAUCUCUGAAUCUCCUCAUCCCUAAGGAGCGUGAGCGCGGCGUAAUUGAAGGCAAGGUCAAGACCUGCUCCGUCAACACUCCGGUCAUCGACAUAGUCAAUGGGAGCCGAAGCAUCAGCGCAAGCACCGUCGACGACUUCCUGGAUACUAACCAGCUACCGCUUGACCUAGAUCUCCACUUCUCUAUCCGCAAUGGGAUCAGGAUCCGUCAGCUAGACGCCAUGGAUGGCUCCACUAUGGAGCCACGGCCGCCCGCACCCAAAAAGCAACUAGAGAGCGUUAUGGAGUUUCUACGGAAGCUGCCAUCCUCGUCAAGGCUGCGCCUCCUUCGAGUCUUGGAUCUCGAGGGUUGUGGUGUCAUCAUCACCAACCGCCACCUCAACAACAUCUGUCAGAUCCGCAAGCUCAAGUACCUUAGCCUGCGUGGUACCAAUAUUGUAUGGCUUCCAAAGAAGCUCCACCAGCUAGAGCUGCUUGAGACUCUCGACAUCCGACAGACCAGGGUAUGCGUGUUCGAGUCGACGCUGCCAAAGAGCCUGAAGCAUCUCCUCGCCGGCCGCGUGGACUGCCUCGGUGAUGAUGCCGUCACGGUCAAGUCGAAGGAAUCAUUCUCCACAGUGCGUAUGCCUAGCGGCAUCCCUGCCGGUGACAUGAGCAAGCUAGAGAUACUAUCCCAUGUUUGGGUCUCUGACAGCGCCAAGGAGCUAGACAACCUUGGCGAGAAGCUAAAGCAGCUAAGAAAGCUAGGCGUAGUAUUGUGUGGCGGCAGCAAAGCCAACUUGAAGGAUCUCUUCGCUCAGAUCAACAAGCUGCACACAACACUCCGAUCACUGUCCAUCCGAAUGAAGCCGGUCAGCAGUUGGGGCUCCACGGAGGCAGUCCUAAUGACACCUCCAUUGCUGCUCGAGAGCUUGCGCAUCUGUGGCGUCAGAGACUGGCUGCCCCGCCGGAUGAAAGAGCUCAACAACCUCUCCAAGCUAACCCUCCGAGACACUCUCCUAAACGAGGACAACCUCGCUGUCCUCGGUGCGCUCAAGGGCCUGCGUUGUCUCAGGCUCCGCUACCACUCCUUCGACUCUGGCGGUCUCACCUUCAGUAGUGACACCUUCCCCAACCUCGUAGGUUUGGUCAUCGAGGACGACAUGCUAGUGACCAUCACCUUUGCUCCUGGAACAGCACCCAAACUUGCCAAGAUCAUCUGGUCAUUCCAACGGAUGGAGUCCCUAACAGGAAUUAAGAACCUUCAGAGCUUGAGACGCAUCGAGCUCAACCUGCUGGCAGGAAAUGGUGCCACGGAUGAUUAUCCUCAGUUGAAGCAAGAGAUCAAGGAGCAUCCCGGUAAGCCUGUACUUGUUUGCCAACUCAUUGAUCCAAAGAAAGGGGGUCAAGUAGCUAAUCGUGCCAUUGGUGUUGCUACUACCUAG
Molecule: messenger RNA, 3147 nt
Organism: Oryza sativa Japonica Group (Japanese rice)
Lineage: Eukaryota; Viridiplantae; Streptophyta; Magnoliopsida; Poales; Poaceae
Product: disease resistance protein Pik-2-like
Biological process (GO): defense response to other organism
Source: RefSeq, a predicted model, not a curated record